Molecule: messenger RNA, 2106 nt
Organism: Colossoma macropomum (tambaqui)
Lineage: Eukaryota; Metazoa; Chordata; Actinopteri; Characiformes; Serrasalmidae
Product: dihydrodiol dehydrogenase 3-like
Exons: 7
Coding region: 314-1330 (338 amino acids)
Source: RefSeq, a predicted model, not a curated record
AUGGCGUAGUGUUGGUUACCUGUAACUCUACCGUUUUCUGCUGUUAGCUCUAACACUGCUUUUAACUAAAAUUUGUCCAGAAUCAAAUAGAUUUAGUGUUAGGAUUGAGGUGGCCAAAAUAUAGGCUAUGACGGUCAGACAUUUUGCAGGAAAAUGGUACAUCUUGCUUACUUUUUCGGAUCUGUGGCAUUACGUGCUUACGCAAAGUGUUUAAUAACGCGGUUAUCAAACGACAUCAGUAGCACGAGCAGGUAGACGUUAACGAAGGUAAAUAAUACCGUUAGUCAUUUGAACCUCUCGAGCCGCUAGAAAAAUGUCUCUGGUGCCCAAAGUCCGUCUGACUGGGGGUUUGGAGGUGUGUCGGGUUUUAAAUGGCAUGUGGCAAGUGUCCGGAGCUCACGGUGCAGUGGACCCGGUCAAAGCAGUGCAGGCAAUGGACUUGUAUAUGAGUUCUGGACUGACAUCAUUUGACAUGGCAGACAUUUAUGGGCCGGCAGAAGAGAUAUAUGGAAACUUUUACAGCCAGCUUAAAUCCAGAGAAGGUGGAACCCCAUCAGUGCAGGGUCUUACAAAAUGGGUGCCACGACCAGGACCGAUGAACAGAAAGGUAGUGGAAAAUGCUGUUGAGCGGUCACUCAGGAGAAUGCAGGUAGACACACUGGACUGUCUUCAGUUCCACUAUUGGGACUACAAUGAUAAACGAUAUCUGGAGGCUCUGGGUCAUCUGUCCGACAUGCAGCGGGAGGGCACCAUACGAGAGCUGUCCUUGACUAAUUUUGACACCCAGCACUUGGAGGAGAUUGUGGACAAAGGGAUCCGUAUAUCCAGCAACCAAGUGCAGUACUCGCUGAUUGACCGUCGGCCUGCAGCACGUAUGGAAGAGUUUUGUCUAAAGCAUGACAUCAAACUACUCACCUACGGCACCCUGGGUGGUGGUCUCCUCUCAGAGCGCUAUCUGACCAGUGCUGAGCCUAAGGGUAAAGCUGAGCUCUACACAGCAUCUCUGAGCAAGUACAAGAACAUGGUGGACACCUGGGGCGGAUGGAAUCUUUUCCAGGAGCUCCUCAAUGUUUUGUCCUCUAUAGCCAAGCACCACAGCUGCUCCAUUGCUAGUGUGGCCACACGCUACAUCCUGGACCAGCCGGCGGUGGGCGGGGUCAUUGUGGGCUGCAGGUUGGGUGUGCCAGGGGCAGAGCAUAUCCAUGACACCUUACAGAGCUUUAGGGUCGAGCUCAGCCCACAGGACUUGAGCGAGAUUGAAGGAGUUCUGAAGCGAUCCAGGGAUUUGAUGAGCCUCAUAGGGGACUGUGGAGCUGAGUAUAGGGGCUAAACUGCUCAGCACAUAUUUAUCACUGCCUGGCCUUUUGAUUGAGAGCCACUACAAUAUAACACAGAUACCACCUUCACACAUACAGCCAUGUGGAAAGGUUUGGGUGCCCCUAGUCAAAUAACUUGUUUUUAAACACAUCUUCUACAGAGAACACACUUGUGCACAGUUUUAUGCACAGCUACUGUUUAUUUGCUGAACAUUUAACAUAUUGGGGGGAAAAACAUAAAAUGUGGCCUGUGCAAAAGUUAUGGAACAUUUUAGAUUUUCCAUGGUAAACUCAGCAAAUAAAGAAAAAUUUUGCACACAAUUUGCAGGAAAAUGCCAUUUUAUAAGUUGUAUUUGACUAAUUUUGUCAGUUGCACAUUUGUGUGCUACUGGUCUGUUUGCUAGUGCGCUCUUGUAAAUGAAGUUAAUCACUUAUAAUAAGAUCCUGCAAUAUUUUAAAGCUUUUUCUCCAUAGGAUGUGAUACUUUCAUUUUAGAAAAUCAACAGUAAUUUGACUAGAGGCGUUCAAAGUUUUGCACACAAUUGUAUGGCUAGACCAAUCGGUUUCUUACAGAGGCCAUGACAACAAAGUUAUUCAUAUUUUCUGAUUCAGAAGCUUGGUUGUCUGUAGAGGUGUAAAUCUGUGACCUUGAUUCUCUAGGAAGAUGAUUCAUUUGCUACUACUUUGGUAUUAUUUUGAUUAUGAUUGAUAAUUAUUUUUUUAAAUACACUGAAUAAAGAAUAAGACUGUUUACUGUAUAAUGUGAACAAUAAAAAUAGUUUUCAUAAAA